Lathyrus oleraceus (garden pea) is the source of this 1461-nucleotide messenger RNA. RefSeq lists its product as uncharacterized. The record is from RefSeq and is a predicted model, not a curated record. NCBI's taxonomy places the organism in Eukaryota, Viridiplantae, Streptophyta, Magnoliopsida, Fabales, Fabaceae. The coding region runs from base 1 to 1461 and encodes 486 amino acids. The transcript has a single exon.
AUGUUGGAUCAAGGUGAAUUGCAGAUUGAGCACUGCGUCAAAGGCACAAAAGAGAAAGAAAUAGUUGUGAUUGACAUUCCGUACGAUGCAGUCAAUGUAGAAAUCCCUAUAACCCCAUUGGUGAUAGAAUUUCCGGCACCCUUCGCAUACGAGGAUGAAAAAGCAGUGUCUUGGAUAUAUCAUCCCAGAGCUUUUAAGCAGGGGCAGGAGGACCGACCUUUAGUUAUCAAUGAGCCAAAUGUCACCUCAAUCAUAGGACCAGCCAGAAUGGCGCACAGUGGCCGAGUGUUUGCACCAAGGACCGUUGAUGCUUCUGCCAAGGCUAAAGGGAAGGAAGUUGCUACUCAUGUCCAAAUCCCUGUCCCAAAUCUUGAAAUGCAAGAAAUGCACCUAUCUCCAAAAGUUGCUGUCACAUGCGAGGAAGCGGAGGAACUUCUAACGAUAAUAAAGAAGAGUGAUUACAAAGUAGUGGACCAAUGGAAUCAAACCCCUUUGAAGAUCUCCAUGUUGUCCUUAUUACUCAGCUCAGAAGCAUAUAGAGAGUCAUUGAUGAAGGUACUAAGUGUUGCGCAUAUCACAAAAGAUAUAAUAGUGGAGCAGUUUGAUGAUAUGAUAGCUUGUGUAACCACCGGAAAUUUCUUAGGGUUUAAUGAUGAUGAAAUGCCAGUCGAAGGGAAGAAUCAUAACAAAGCUUUGCAUAUCUUCUUAAGAUGCAUAGACACCAUAUUAUCAAGAGUGUUGGUAGACACAGGUUCCUCGUUGAAUUUUAUGCCAAAGACUACUCUAGUGAAAUUACCGUUGGAGGGACUGAACAUGAAACCCAACACUCUAAUAGUGAAGGCGUUUGAUGGCUCAAGGCGGGCAGUAAUAGGGGAGAUUGACUUACCAAUCAAGAUUGGCCCGACUAUCUUCACUAUUACAUUCCAAGUCAUGGACAUACACCCCAGGUAUAGUUGUCUGCUUGGAAGACCAUGGAUUCACUCUGCGGGCGCAGUAACUUCUACCCUACACCAAAAGCUAAAAUUUAUCACGAAUGACAAAAUGAUUGUGAUUGGAGGUAAAGAGGAUAUCCUGGUUAGCCAUUUGACUUCUUUCAGAUGCAUUGAGGUGGAAGGAGAAAUCACUGAGACACCAUUCCAGUCCUUGGAAGUGGUGAACAUAAUGACCGUCCAACAAACAUCUGAGUCACCGAAAUCAGAACCGUCAAUGGCCUCGUGGCAAGGAGCCAAGGCUGUUAUAGAGAAUGGGAAUGCCCAAGGUCGGGGCAAGGUGAUAGAAGUACGCAAGAAGCGGGACAAGUUUGGUCUAGGGUAUGAACCAUCAUCAGUUGAAGUCGGUAAUCAACGUGAUAAGAAGCAGAUUCCUUCUGUAGAGGAGACAUUCACCAGUGCUGGUCAUAUCUUUGGUGGUCAAGUGGCAAUGAUCAACGAAGAAGCUUAUGAAGAGGUGGUAUCUAGCUGA